Trifolium pratense (red clover) is the source of this 456-nucleotide messenger RNA. Its product is annotated as agamous-like MADS-box protein AGL80. The record is from RefSeq and is a predicted model, not a curated record. The transcript has a single exon. Gene Ontology annotation, molecular function: DNA binding; protein dimerization activity. The coding region runs from base 1 to 456 and encodes 151 amino acids. NCBI's taxonomy places the organism in Eukaryota, Viridiplantae, Streptophyta, Magnoliopsida, Fabales, Fabaceae.
AUGGGUCGGGCAAAAACAGCUAUGAAAUACAUUCAAGAUGAGAAUCCUCGCAAAGUAUGUUUCAGGCAAAGAAAAAAAGGAUUAAAAUCAAAAAUAUCUCAAAUUACUAAGUCGGGAGCAAAAGCUUGUUUGGUCAUGUAUGAUGAAAAUAAUGAAGGACCAAUGACAUGGCCAGAAGAUCUUGCAACGGUAAACUCCAUGCUUCAAGAAUAUGAGCAUCAAAAGAUUGAUAAAACUCCUAAAGUAUUUGAUGUCAAUGAUUACUUUAGAAUUAAGAAAAAUAUGGUUAAAGCUGGGAUUACUAAAGUGCAUAAAGAUAUCAUCAGCAUCAAGUAUCCAACAUGGCAUCCACAUUUUAAUAAGAUGGAUGAGAAUCAACUCAGAAACUUCAUGGCUUCUAUAGAUGUUAAGAUUAGAGCUUGUAAUCACAAAAUUAGCACGCUGAAAAGUAGCUAG